This is a messenger RNA of Ostrinia furnacalis (Asian corn borer), 6024 nucleotides long. RefSeq lists its product as uncharacterized. The annotation marks the transcript as partial. The record is from RefSeq and is a predicted model, not a curated record. NCBI's taxonomy places the organism in Eukaryota, Metazoa, Arthropoda, Insecta, Lepidoptera, Crambidae. The transcript is spliced from 9 exons.
AGCACCCCUACCCGCUGCCCGAGGAGCCGUUGCCUUAACUACUACGAUGAGGAGCGGCUCAACAACUCCGUUGAGACCCCAGGCCCGCCCCGACGCGAUGCGCCGCCGCCCCUACGCGCUGCCCGAGGAGCCGCUGCCUUAACUACUACGACGAGGAGCGGCUCAACAACUCCGCCCAUCGCUACGCGACUCACGCAACACGAGUGGCUGCCCGACGAGCCGCUGCUGGACGACGACGAUGACGCGUGCCUCGACUACUACGACGAGGAGCGACUCAACAUCUCCGAACCUGGCACGAGCGGCGCCAGGACGCGACGCGGCGCCGCCUCUACCCGCUGCCCGAGGAGCCGCUGCCUUAACUACUACGACGAGGAGCGGCUCAACAUCUCCGAGAAGGGCAUGUACCUGGGCUCCCCGUGCGAGUUCACGUGCAACCCGCGGCUCGUGCACGUGUUCUGUGACCCCACCACGUCGACCUGCCAGUGUGACCCCAAGCACCCGGUUGCCCUCGGCGUCGCUAAGGGCUGCGCUAAGCCGAAGAAACUCGGCGAGCAAUGCUUCUACAGGCAGACGUGUCGCGCGUUCGAUUCACACGCGUCAUGCGUGCAGGUCAACCACAACGCCUACUGCCAGUGCGAGCCAGGGUACCACAGCACCUCCCACUCUCGCCCAACGCAGCGUGUCUUCUGCACUGAAGACUUGGUGCUGCUGACAGCGGACAUGCCGACGCUGCUGGGCGUGGCGUCGGGCAUCUUCGUGCUGGCGGGGCUGCUGUGCAUGGUGCUGCAUCUGUACACCAAGGCGCGCUACCACCCCACCCACCUGGCCGACGCACGCCUCACCCCUCCGUGCCUCUACUCGCUUAACGAUACUGGUGGAACGCUGAGCGCAACCCGCGCGUCAUCGCGCGCGUCUUCCCGCACGAGUGCAAGCGCGGGCACGAGCGGCACGCUGGACGAGCCGGGCACGCGGCGCGCGUCGCGGCGCGGGGUGGCGGUGUCGGCGUCGCGCGCAGGUUCGCGACGUCCAAGUCUAAGUUCGGUGCAGAGCAGUUCGUCCUCUAUUAGGAGUUACAGCGCCAAGAGGUGGGAGAGGGAGAGGGAGCAGAAGGAAAGGAGACAGAUGAGCAUGCGUCUCGCUCAGCUGCACGACAAGAUGGCGGCCGGCCGCGAGGUGCCGAAGCAUGCGCCCACGCCGUCGCCGCGCUCGCCUAACAACUCCACUGACGGGUUGUUGCCGUCUGUAUGUGAAAUUAGAGAACUAGUAACAAAUCCAGACCAGCAGCUGCAAGGCGUGGACGGGCCCUGCUCCAGUUCCUCUCUUUACUGACAGCAGGCCCGUUCGAAAGCCACGCGUCUUUCCCUGGACUCCCUCUCCUCCGAAGGUUCUCCUGCCAUGGCCUGGAUGUAGACUUUACCCACAUCCUCCUCUCAUCAACCAGGCCAUCCCAACGCCUUCGGGCAAUCCAUUAGUUUAAAUUUAAAAUGGCGGUUCCUUCGAGGGAAGAAGUACCGAAAUUUUAUCAAGCGGAUGAGCUAACGUGGUGUUUUGAACUGUGAAAAACAAUGAGUGAUCGUGAUCUCAAAAAACUGUGUCUUAAUCAAGUGUAAAAUACAUUUGAAAGUGUAUCUUGGUAUAGUUAAUAAUCUCGUAAACUUCAAGCACAAACAGAAAUCAGAAGACCCCUGCAUAGACACCAUAUCCGAUAAUAACUACCAUAAUAUUUGUAACGUAUUUUUAAGCUUGGCUAUAACAAGUAGCAAGUGAAGUAUUUUCUUCUCUGCCUUGCGCUCGGGCACUGCGUUAAGUGCAUAUUAACUGUAUUUACAGCAUAUCUACAAAAUUAUGAAGUUUAGGUACAUAAUCAAAAUUGUAUUUAACCACUGCCGCUUGGGACUAAAUUCCCGAUAUCUAUAAAACUACCUCACUCUCUGGCGUCAUAUCAGCCAUAUUUAUGGGGAACCCCUUAUUUAAUGUUAGUAACACUGAGCGAAUAGCGAGUCGUAACAUCGAUGUAUUACUGAGAAAAUAUUUCAGUUGCAACUUUGCGACAAGUCAACUUGGAAACAAAAAGGAUUUGUCAGAUUAAAUGUUACUAUAAUAUACUUGUUAUGUUUAAAGACUGUACAAAAACAGAUAAUAUAAGUAGCUUAUUAAAUGAAUUGAAAUUGCGGGCUUGUCGCUCAGUCACGCCAGCAAUAUCUACCAGCUUAUUGGUAAUUAUGCCAAGUACAUUAAGAAGCAAUAGCUCGUAAAAUCGAAAUUAAUUAAUGAUGAUAGAACUAGGUAAGUUUGGGCGCUUUAAGCUUCUAGUCGAAUGUCAAGUAAAGUAAGUCAAUGUGAUGAUUGUACAUAAAUAAGCUAAAGAUGUGUGUUAUUCUAAGCAGUGUACCAAAAUUUGUAAUUUUUGGACAUCAAAUAUAUGGCAACAUUAUUAUAAAUGACCACGCACACGACCCAGGUUUAAAUAAGUUUAAAAUAGUUUAAACAACAAAAUAACAAAUGAAAGAUCUACGCUGCUUAGUAAAUGUAAUGUGUUAAACAAAUGCUAGCCUGUUUCAGUAUUGAGAAUUUCAUGUUACAAAUAAUUUAUUGAAACGUGAUACUAAUGAAAUUUUCCGUAAAAUUCUUAAAGCAGAAAAGGCGAAAUUAUUGGUAUAAGUAUUCUAGGACAUGAUCACAGUUUUAGACUUCAGAUCUCUAACAACAAUGAUAGAUGACAGCAGUUCAAUGGGCUCAUCAUCAUCACAGAUAAAAAUCUAUUGUUCAGGACAGAUUCUUAAUGCGUGUCAUUUUAUAAUACAGACAAAAGCCGUUGUGUGUAAAAUUGUAAACGAACGAGUGAUUGAUUAGAUAUAUUUAUAGAACUUUGUCAGCAGUGAAUAUUGUUUGAAAAGAAAAGUUGCAGAGUAUGUAUAGAUAAUAAUAUAAUUUACGCACAAAGGCUGUUUGCAUGAUUGGCUAACAUGUCACAUGAAAGUAAAUAUUUACCACAUAUUUACAACAGCUGACUGGAAUUGUCCUAGUUUACUUAUCACCUCCUGAGCUAGAUUAUUUGGCAAUGACGUCACCGACCGGCUGUCAGAGUCUAGAUAAUAGUGUAUACAAUCGUGUUAAGUAAUAGUUAGAUACAUAAAAUGCAUAUUAAUUUUGUAUCUAUGUAUCUUCGAUUGGAAUUAUUUACGUCAGAAUCGAAAUAGUCCCUAAUUCAUUGACAUAGGAUAGUUUUUCGUUUUGUUAAACCACAUUCUCUCCAGUUUAUUUUUGGAAAUAUAAUAAAUAGGUAAUAAUAUAAGAUCAUUAGUUGGAAGAUUUCAGGCAUAUCCUUAAUUAAUAAAGACUGAAUUCUCAGUAAUGUAUGUUAAUGUUAAACUGCGCAGCCAGAAUGUUGAGCCUAAUUAAUUUUACGAACUAGAUAGUCAGUAAAUCCUACACUUCUUUUGAUGGCAUAAACAGCGAAACUAUGAAAUCUUCUGGUCUAAUGAUCUAUGAAAAUUAAGUGCUCUACAAUUCCACGCUGAUAUUUUCAGAAGUGUUGACGACUUUCAAGACAGAUUUAAACCUACUUUAAAAACUUAUUUUACUACCUAUUAAACUACCCAAUUGAUCCAAUAAAUCUCUUGCACGGUUUUUUCAAAUAAAAACUUAACUAUUAUAAUUAAUUGACUGAUUUCAAAUUAAUCUUCAAUAUUUUAAAAAAAUAUCCAGUUGUGGAAUACUGACAUAAUAAGUGAUAAGCUUCCGAAAGAUUAAGUAUAUUUGUAUUAAAAAUCAUUGCCGCGUGCCUGUAAACUCAUAUAAAUUAUAUUUACAAAUCGAAGCACUUUCAUAUUCCUCCCUACCUAUUGGGAUAUCUAUCUAUGUAUCUACGCUGUCAUCUUUUGUUUCUUAGAAGUAUCUGACGCGAAUUAGGUAAUUGGAAAGUAAUCCAAGUUCAUACAAAGAUAUGUAGGAAAGCUUCGUAAAAUAAAAAACCGUUGAUUGAUAACUUAGAAUCGCACACCGAGCUAUUUAUAGAGCGAUCUUUUCUGCAUCAAAAAUAAACCGCACCAAAAUAGAUCCCUACUCGCGUCUGCGAAAUCGAGCACAGGUCCGUUGAUCUCCGAUAUAAAUAUGAUACCUCUAUAUUCUUAGUUCAAAAACCUUUAUCUUGAAAAAAUAAUAGUUUUCUCUUCCCAUUUUCUUUGCCUGCUUUUCAUCUUUCCAUCCCUACUAGACUGAUCCUUAGCAACACUACCCACCUCUAAUCGUGCGCACAAACCACUUAGGUUACAAAUAAAACAAUUUAAAACUCGAUAAAUAUGAAAAUAUGAUCUAGGUUCAUAAAUUGACUGUCAUUUCGUAAAACGGGGCUUUUCCUCAAGUUUACAGGCAAGCAGUGACCUCGAAAAGUAUGCCCUUCAUACUAUCAAAUCGGGAUGCCAGCAUAAAGUAUUCUUAGCGAUUGCCAAUCGAAAAAUACACGAUUAUAACAUAAUUUAAUUAAUAUUAAUACAUUUACUGACGUUAUUAUUCAAGGAAUGUAUGUAUUUAAUGUUAUUUAUAACAAGGAUGAUGACACCACUUUUAUUAGACCAAUAUACCUACUCGUAUUCAAUGAAUGAUAACAUUUUAUGAUUUGAUACGUUGUAAGUAGUUUCUUUUUGUAUUAUUUUCUAAAAUUAGUUUCGAAAUGUUUCGUAAAGCAAGACGGUACCUAACAGCACAAACCGUGUACUUACUACUGUAAUUUUUAGAUUAUGAAAUAUCGUUUUGAGGUUUAAAAUUGUGUCUGUUGAUGGUGGUGUCAACAUGCCUAAUAUUUACGUGUAAAAGGUUGAAUCAAAAUUAAUUAUUUAGGUUCUACUAUUUUGUUAAUUAUUUAUAUAAGCCGAUGUAAUAAUGGCAGCUUCAUUUAAUACUUCCAGGAACAAAUAUUUAUAAAUAGUUGUUAAUGUGAUUUGUUAUAAUUUUAUAUUAUAGUUUAAUAUCAUUGUAAAUUUAAUAAGUUAAACAAGAAAAUGUAAAGAAAAGUGCUAGCAAAACGAAUUGAGAUAUUACUGAUUUUUCUGUAGCAACCCGAUCUGACAGUUUUAGUAGGAAUUAAAAUAAGGUAAACCUGUAAAAACAUUGAUUUCUAUUAUAAACUAGUAGUCCAUAAACAUGGACCGAGUACCUGAUACUUACAUACAUGAAUAAAUCAUUUGAGAUUACGACUCUACAUUUUCUCAGAAAAUGGUUCCUGAAACAUUUUCGUUUGAUUCCUGAAAAAUGUUCGUAAAUGGCAUAUUUAGCACAACGCGGCGUCGCGGCGUCGUCUUAAAUCUCUAUAACUCGCAUUAAUUAAGUUUAUAAUAUAAAUCAAUGGUUAAAACGAAUGAUAUGAACGCUAUGUGGCUUCUGGCCUGGCCUUAUUGAGCAGGGACCUCCGCGGAGGUUGAAGAGACAGUAGACCUAACCAUAGACUAACGUUUUAUACCCACAAAUAACAAAGGCAGUAUAAAGUAUUUUAUCGUAAGUAAAGAAAGAUGUUAAAAGAUAGUUAAUUUAUUUAGGACACAGUUAUACGUAUGUGUGAACUGUGAAUUAUGAAAAUACAGAAUCUAACGGUAGAAUACUGUUAUUAUACUGCGUUUGCUCUCCCAACGUAUUUUGUAAGUAUUCAAAUUCCAACUGGCAUACGAAUCUGUACACAUUUUAAUGCAUUAGAAUCCCAAUUCGCGUACAAAAUCAUUCAAAUCAUGUACAAUUUUUUGUUUGUGAAUUUGAAAUCCCAACAUAUUAUCUGUGUUAAGGUGAACACAAGGAUGUGUAAUACACAUCCUACACAUUGUGUAUUAAAACCGUAGUGUCAUAGUUUCGCAAAGUGUGCAUCUGCAUAAAAGUUGCCUUCUGCAUAAAUUGUAGAUACGAAUUCAUAUAGAAUUUGUGUGAUUGUUAAGUUAAAGAGUGAAACUUAUGCGAAUUGGAGGUUCUCAAUGCUGCAAAAGUGCGUCUCCUGCACCGCUCUACCGUAGAGGCUUGGCGGUAUCGGUCGGUCCGGAA